Molecule: messenger RNA, 1051 nt
Organism: Salvia splendens (bonfire salvia)
Lineage: Eukaryota; Viridiplantae; Streptophyta; Magnoliopsida; Lamiales; Lamiaceae
Product: agamous-like MADS-box protein AGL14
Exons: 1
Coding region: 93-917 (274 amino acids)
Biological process (GO): positive regulation of transcription by RNA polymerase II
Molecular function (GO): cis-regulatory region sequence-specific DNA binding; DNA-binding transcription factor activity, RNA polymerase II-specific; protein dimerization activity
Source: RefSeq, a predicted model, not a curated record
UCUCCUCCAUAUAAAAGCAGAAAUAACCAACACAUUUCACACCAAGCCUCAAUUGAAUUUUUUUUUAAUUUCUAUAUUGAAAGUUAAGCAAAAUGGGAAGGGCAAAGUUGAAGAUGGAGUUGAUCGAGAAGGAGAAAUCACGAAAUACGACGUUCAAAAAGAGGAAAGAAGGGCUAAUCCGCAAACUGAGCGAAUUCACGACUCUCUGCGACGUGAAGGCCUGUAUGAUCAUCUACGGCCCGAACCAGACCCGGCCCGAGAUCUGGCCGCCUCAGGACCCGGAGGAGGUCAGGCGCUUCAUCGACCUCUACAAGUCGAAAAGCAGCGGAAGCGUGAGGAAAUCCGGCGUGGUGGAGUUUUUCAACGAGCGGAAGCGGCAGAUCGAGGACGAGCUCAAGAAGCUCAAGCGGAAGAACCAAGAGGCCAAAUACCCGACCCGACCCGAACUCCUGAACGUGAUCAGCGAGCACCAGCUCCGCCAUCUCCACGCCGAGCUGACCGACAAGGCGCGGUGCGUGAGAUCUCGAAUCGAGCUGCUGAAGAUGAAGCAGAGGCCUCAAACAGAGCAGAACGCGAUGCUAAUGGAUCAUCGCCGAUUGCAUCCUAGCCCCGUGAUGGUGGGGAUUGGAUCGAGCAAUGCGGCUAAUAUGCAAAUGAAGCGCCAAAUCUACUACGAGUCGGCGAGCGGAUUUUAUCAGUCGUGGCCGCAGUACAUGGUGCAGCCUCCGCUUCCGCUUCCGCCUCUGCCUCCGCAGCAGCCUUACUUGCUGCAGGCGAUGGUCCAGCCGCAGAUGCAGUUUUUGGGAAAUCAAGAGGAGAUGAUGAUGAUGAGAAAUCAGGCGGUUAGGGCUCACAAUCUCAAUCAGGAUGGGGUCAAGUAUGAGGAUUUCACCAACAACAGGAUGUUCUCUUGCUAGGGUUUUGGUUUUUGAUUUUGAAUUUCGAUUAGGGUUUAGAUUUUCUUACACUUCUUGAUAUUUUGUUUUUAUUUUAUGGUCUGCUGCAAUUUUUGAUACUUACUAUGAUUGUUAUUUACUCAAGUUCCAUUUGA